Molecule: messenger RNA, 322 nt
Organism: Austrofundulus limnaeus
Lineage: Eukaryota; Metazoa; Chordata; Actinopteri; Cyprinodontiformes; Rivulidae
Product: polymeric immunoglobulin receptor
Source: RefSeq, a predicted model, not a curated record
GCUCUGCUGAAAGAAGAUAAAGUUCAUCACUUCAAGAAAACAUCUGGCAGCUCGCUGACCCUCGGAUGUUCAUUCAGUUUCUCUGGAAGAAGACAAUUUUUCUGCGGAGGAAGAUGUGAUGAUGAGAUUCUUCUUCAGACAGACAGAGUCAGAGCUGAAAAUGGUCGAUACAGGAUUGACUAUAAGGUCACAAAUGGAGGAAGUUUUGUGUUUGUGACCAUCAAUCAGCUGAUCACGUCUGACUCUGGACCAUACAGAUGUGCUCUGGAUUCAACCAAUCAGAGAGGUUCAUACAGAGACUUUACUGUUUCUGUCACAGAUG